Plasmodium vinckei vinckei is the source of this 483-nucleotide messenger RNA. Its product is annotated as conserved Plasmodium protein, unknown function. The record is from RefSeq and is a predicted model, not a curated record. The coding region runs from base 1 to 483 and encodes 160 amino acids. Lineage: Eukaryota; Apicomplexa; Aconoidasida; Haemosporida; Plasmodiidae. The transcript has 2 exons.
AUGAACAUAGCUAAGAUAUUUCCCUAUCAAGCAAAUAUUUUAGCUAAAGCCAAAAUUGGCAAAUCGCUGAAUAUAGGAAAUAAUGGAAUGGCAAUGAGUACAUUGGCUAAUGUACAGGACAAAAAAUUAAUAUAUGUUAAUAAACCUGUACAUGGAGGUAUGAUAUAUUGGAAAUGCAGAGAUAUGAUAAAUACAAUUAAAAAGAAAACAAAAAGGUGUGCAAGAUAUUUAGAAUUAAAUCAUGAUUUUGGAAGAGCAGCAUUAGUUGGUGUUCCAAAAACAAACUAUGAUCCAAAAAAUAAUAUUAUUUACAUUCAAAUGGACAAUGAAGAGUGGGCAGGUAUCGGAAGUAAGGUUAUGCUAAACAUAUCUAUGAACAUUUUGUUUUAUUUGCAUAUAUCCUUUUGGAUGUAUUUCAUAUAUUAUAGAAUGCUAGUAAAUAACAAGUUAAAUGUUUUUAGCAAAUGGAAAGACGCCGAAUAA